Rhea pennata is the source of this 1009-nucleotide messenger RNA. Its product is annotated as survival motor neuron protein 1-like. The transcript is spliced from 7 exons. Gene Ontology annotation, molecular function: RNA binding. The record is from RefSeq and is a predicted model, not a curated record. Gene Ontology annotation, biological process: mRNA processing. The coding region runs from base 83 to 760 and encodes 225 amino acids. Gene Ontology annotation, cellular component: cytoplasm; nucleus. Lineage: Eukaryota; Metazoa; Chordata; Aves; Rheiformes; Rheidae.
GGCGCUGCGGGGAGCUGCGGAGCGGAGCGGCGCAGACGGGACCCACGUGCGGCCGCCGGUUCGGUGCCGCCUGCGCCGGACCAUGGCCGAGAGCGCCCCGGGGCCGCGGCCCCAUCUCAGCCUGCCCCAGGAUGCUCCGGACAAGGAGUCAGACCAGAGCCCCGAGUCGCCGGCACUGAGUGUGACCCCCAGCGAGGAGGAGGAGGAGGAGGAGGAAGACUCCCAGUGGGCAGUGGGAGACGCCUGCCGUGCCAUCUGGUCAGGCGACGGGCUGCUGUACCCCGCCACGGUGCGGGCGCUGGACGCCGCGGCGGGCACCUGCCUGGUGGAGUUCGACGGCUACGGGAACAAGGAGGAGCAGGCGCUGGCGGAUCUCCUGCCCCCCUGUGCCACCCCCACGGCGGCUGACCCGGGGCCCCAGGGGGUGGAAGAGGGUCCCCGCGGGGAGCCCCGGAGGCCGAAACCUGCCCCGUCGUGGGAGCUGCCCCCGGGCAGGCGGAGGAAGAGCAGCAAGGGUGAGCGGGCGCCCUGCUCCCCCCAGGCCCCCGAGCUGGUGCCUCCGCCAUGGCCCCCAGCCCCGCUGCACACACUCCAGGAGGAAGAGGAGGAGGAGGAAGCCUUGGCUGCGAUGCUGAUGUCCUGGUAUAUGAGCGGGUACCACACCGGCUUCUACAUGGGUCUCCGUGAGGGCCGGGCAGAGGCAGCCACAUUCCUGCCGAGACGAGGCUGCAGGCAGAAGAAAGCGUCACCGCGCAGCUAGGAGGACAGCUGGAUCCAUGGCCCUGUGCCCUGCUGGAGGGGCAGGUCUGGGGCAGAGAGCAGCACUCCCGGUCUCACCUUGUGGUUGGAGGGCCCAGCAGUGGGUCCCUGGGAGAAGAGGGAGCCGCUAUCCCCCUGCCAUGGGCUGGCUCUGCAUCAGUGCCCGGCCCCAGAGGUGCCGCGGCCCCGUGGGCUGCCCCGGCUGUGCUCCCCUCCCGCAGGGAUUUUGGAAUAAAGCUGGUGUGUGGCA